Stegastes partitus (bicolor damselfish) is the source of this 2559-nucleotide messenger RNA. RefSeq names its product cell cycle control protein 50A-like. The coding region runs from base 221 to 1327 and encodes 368 amino acids. Gene Ontology annotation, biological process: phospholipid translocation. The transcript is spliced from 7 exons. Gene Ontology annotation, cellular component: Golgi apparatus; endoplasmic reticulum; plasma membrane. NCBI's taxonomy places the organism in Eukaryota, Metazoa, Chordata, Actinopteri, Pomacentridae. The record is from RefSeq and is a predicted model, not a curated record.
CUUGAAUGCAGCUGUAAACUUCCUUGAGGAGCAGUCGCUGCUAGCUCUUUAGCUAGUCGCUUUACGAUUAAAAUAAUGGAUUAAAUCACAAAUAACUUCAAACGUAUGACUACCUAGCUUAAAUCCGCGGUGUUUCCAAAUCACUGACACCCAAAAGCUAACGCUGUUAGCUAGCUAACGUCAGCUACAACUUAGCAAUCACUCGCUUCGAGCAGCAAUCAUGAUGGCGUCCAGCUACAACGCCAAAGACGAGGAUGGACACAUCACUGUAUCCGGACCUGGCGGCUCGACUCUGCGGAGCAAGAAGCCUGAGAACACCGCGUUUAAACAGCAAAGACUUCCAGCAUGGCAGCCCAUCCUCACAGCGGGCACCGUUCUCCCUGCCUUCUUCAUCAUCGGCCUCAUCUUCAUCCCCAUCGGCAUCGGCCUGUAUGUCACCUCCAACAACAUCAAGGAGUUUGAGAUUGAUUACACAGGAGUUGACAUGUCCAGUCCCUGCUUCAACUGCUCCCAGAACUUCAGCUGGAACAGCACAAGGCCUUGUACCUGCACGAUACCCUUCUACCUGGAGCAGCCCUAUGAAAGCAAUGUCUUCAUGUAUUACGGCCUCUCCAACUUCUACCAGAAUCACCGUCGCUACGUGAAGUCAAGAGACGACAGCCAGCUGAAUGGAGACAUGGACUCUCUCAUGAGACCCAGCAAGGAGUGUGAGCCGUAUGCUUUUCACGAAAACAAGCCAAUUGCACCGUGUGGGGCCAUCGCUAACAGCAUGUUUAAUGACACACUGGAGCUGUUUUACAACGACCCCAACGGCACAAAGAUCCCGAUUCCUCUGACGACCACAGGAAUCGCCUGGUGGACAGACAAACAUGUGAAGUUCAGGAACCCUGGAGGCAACAACCCGAACCUCACAGCUGUUUUUCAAGGAACAACGAAGCCGGUGAACUGGCGCCGGCCCGUGUACGAGCUGGAUGCUGAUCCAGAGAACGACGGCUUCAUCAACGAGGACUUCAUCGUGUGGAUGAGAACCGCCGCCCUGCCAACCUUCCGCAAGCUCUACCGCAUCAUCCAGAAGAAGAACAACAUAGUUCCUACUCUGCCCAGAGGGAACUACACUCUGGAAGUGGUCUACAAUUAUCCCGUCCGCAGCUUCGAGGGCAGGAAGCGAAUGAUCCUGAGCACCAUCUCCUGGAUGGGAGGCAAGAACCCGUUCCUGGGCAUCGCCUACAUCACCGUGGGCUCCGUCUGCUUCUUCCUGGGCGUCGUCCUGUUGAUCAUCCACCACAAGUACGGCAACCGCAACAACAGCGCCGACAUCUCCAACUGAGACACGACGUCCUGCGCUCCAGCUCACCUCUGCUGCAGCAAACAGUGAUCCUGUGACACGUCUGUGAGGGUUAAUCCAGAGGACAGAGCAGAUGCAUUAUAAAAAUGGACAUAAAGUAACUUCUUCAACCAUCAAACGUGAGUUUUAGUGUUUUAAAUUUUGAACAGUGGUCGAUUAUUUGGCAAAGUGAGAGGAAAAGAAGCCUGAAAUCGACAGCCAUAGUCAAGAUGAAAGAAAAAUGAGAAACAUCCUGUGGAGGUCAGACAGUUACACACAAACUACACUGUUUGCCAAAACAUACAUCAUUCAACUCAACAAACAGUUGUUGGGUUAUAAAAGUCAGUCAACAGACAGUCAUGUUGCCAAAGUGCUAUCAGCAGAAACACUAAUCAUAGCCCAACCAAGGGAAAAACAAGAAAAUCUGCUUAGGAAUGAGUCUGGAUAUUGUAGGAUCUCUGACAGUGCGGUUGCGGUGAGCUGGACUGUUGCAUGCUGGUUAGCCAAGAUGCUGAUCUGAUCACCGAGCUGCUCUAGCAGCUCAUCUUUGUGCCUCGUUUCGUCUGUAACGUUGUCCUGCUUUCAGACUGAAUCUGUGCUUUUGUGAGUCGUCGCACUUUAAAACGUGCCGAAUGAAUCCCACACCAGAGGGAACACAACAUGUUCGCAGUUUGGAAGCUGUACAGAAAACAUGUUUAUUUUUUUGUAUUUAUUUUCGGGGGGUUUUAUUAAAUGUUUGCAUCGUAAAGCCAGUAUUUGCACGCCAGACCUCAGGGCUUUGAGUCUAAAGUGGGUUUAAAGGUGGAUGGAGCUGUGUGUUGUGAGUGUGUAAAUAUUAACCAGAAAAAGGUGCAUUGACUCGAUGUCGUCGCUUCAUUCCUUGUCGUUCACAUGCAGUAAUAAUAGAUUAUCAGUACAGCAUGACCGAACAGUAACGCAGUGUCAGUACAUGUGAUUAAAUGUGUUUGCCACUUAACAUUCACGCUGCACAGAGUGAAUAAACGUUUUACAGCCACAUUCUGCCAUUUUCAGCUGAUCCAAGCUGAAGCUGCAGCCAAAUACGUGUUGAAUAGAUGCUGCAUGUUGAAAUGUGAUGAGUAAAAAUGUGUUUUGUUUUGGUUUUUUUUUUUACCAUAUUUUAUUGAGAUAAACUGAGAGAAGCACUGGAUUUGUUUUCGAUACUCCACCUGUGUUGUGUUGUUGCUUUAAAAGAAUAAAUUUGUCAUUUAAAAACA